Messenger RNA from Coregonus clupeaformis (lake whitefish), 1196 nucleotides. RefSeq names its product proline-rich protein 29-like. The record is from RefSeq and is a predicted model, not a curated record. The transcript is spliced from 6 exons. NCBI's taxonomy places the organism in Eukaryota, Metazoa, Chordata, Actinopteri, Salmoniformes, Salmonidae. Bases 113 to 700 code for a protein of 195 amino acids.
CGCCUUGGCAACCCAACUGGUGCGUGUCUACUCCAAGCCUGGGUUGGAUCAAAACAAGGUUUAUCUUCAGUUACUGUUUACAGCUCUAUUUUCUACCGACAUAUGAAAUUCAAUGGCAUGGACAGAUGAUACUUACCCACAGUUUCAGCAGUGGAACCAGGACGCACAGAAUGUGCAAAUAAUUCAACAGCCUGCUUCCCAGCAGCCCACCACCAUCCUACAGCAGCUCCAUGCUGCCGUGUCAUUUCCCACUCCCUCCAUCCGGCCAGGACACGUCAAGCAGGACCUGGUGGAGCUGAUGAUGAUCCAGAAUGCCCAGAUGCAUCAAGUCAUCAUGAACAACAUGACCAUGUCAGCCCUCAGCUCAUUUGGCUAUUCCCAGCCCCAGCUCCACCCUCUGUCUACCCCUGAGGCCAGCUGGUCCUCAGUGAUACUGCAGCAGCAGGAGGAGGAUCCAGAGGUGUACCACCAUCACUACCAGCCUGCCCCGGCCUACCUGCCCUACCCAACCUGGGUGCCUCCACCCCAGCCUCACCCUAGCCUGGUCCACCACAACACCGCUGAACCCCUGGAGCUAGCACCCUCCCCACACAGAGACACCAUCAGGAGGGCAGUCCCACCUCCUCCCCCACCCAGCGCUACCAGGACUGUGGGGGCUGACAUACCUCCAGCAACAGAGUACUAUGAUGCUACGGAAUGAAGACAGUGACAACAAGAGGAGAAAUCUACAGCAUCCAUUCAUCAUUAGCCUUAUUAUUAUGAGAUAGAAUCAUUCUAAACUUGUCAUAGUAAACAGAAAUACAUUUCAGAGGCACUGCAGUUUUGUUCUUUACAUUUACAUUUAUAUUUUAGUCAUUUUAGCAGAUGCUCUUAUCCAGAGCGACUUACAGUUAGUGAGUGCAUACAUAAUUGUUUUAUUUUUCAUACUGGCCCCCCGAAAAACUAUUAUGAAUAGUUAUUCAUAAUAUCAUGUUUAUGUAGCUUGCAGAAAUCGUAUAAUGCUCAGCAUAUUUCAGUUUUUUUUACAAAAUUUAAUGUGGGUCUUUUUAGAUUGUUGUUCCUUUAUUUUAAGUAAAGAAAAUGCCAAGUUCAUCAUUGUUCAGUAUUGUUCCAUUAUUUUAGCUCCCUUCCAGACUUGUACUGUAGCUCAGUUGGUAGAGCAUUGCACGUCUAAUGCUAGGGUAGUGGGUUCGAAU